AAUGUCGUCAAGCAGGAUGGAGCCCCUGGCUGAAAUGAAGUCACUGGUGAACACGCUGGGCAUGAUGCAAACUCUCGAAGGCCUUUUCCUGAAUGCGGAUCAGAUGCAGGACUCGAAUGACAACCUGGAGGAGCGGGUUCGCAGUCUGGAGGUCCUCAAGUGGCAGAUGAAGUGGUUCAACACCGAGCGUCUGAGCAUCCUGCAGCAGCUGCGUCAGACAUUGUUCCAUCAGAUAUCAGUGGAGCAGCGAAAUGCAUCGGCUAUGAGGCAAGGAAUCGUGGAGCUGCGUCAGGGACUAAACGGACUCAACAACAGGAUUAACACGAUGUCCGAGGACUGCAACUGCCCCAUAUGCCUUUGUCCUUGGACCUCGCAGGGCAAUCAUCGCGUGGUUUCCCUGCGAUGCGGUCACCUUUUCGGGAGCAGCUGUGUAAGAACGGCCAUCCGAAGAUUCCAUCGGUGCCCCAUCUGCAGGCGCAGGGCCCAACACUCCGAUGUGCGCCGCAUCUUCAGCCGACGUUUCUUUCCUUAGCUUUGGAAAAGUUAAUGUUCUAGUUCAUUUGGUUUCCAUUAUUUUAUUCUUACUAAAUUUAAAAUUUAAGGAUUUUAUUUUAACCAAUAACUGCCAUAAGGUUCCAGGAUGUAUAGUACAUAUAACAAUGAUGCAUAUACCAUUGGUCAAGCUAUCGUCACUCCACCUUUGACCAACCUUAUCGGGUUUUCUGCAAAUGUGUAAAGCAAAUGUUCGUCGCUUUAUAUUUUUUAGUAAACAAAAGUUUCAAAAGUA
Messenger RNA from Drosophila subpulchrella, 787 nucleotides. RefSeq names its product E3 ubiquitin-protein ligase RFWD3. Bases 2 to 532 code for a protein of 176 amino acids. The transcript has a single exon. The record is from RefSeq and is a predicted model, not a curated record. NCBI's taxonomy places the organism in Eukaryota, Metazoa, Arthropoda, Insecta, Diptera, Drosophilidae. Gene Ontology annotation, biological process: interstrand cross-link repair; protein ubiquitination. Gene Ontology annotation, cellular component: nucleus. Gene Ontology annotation, molecular function: ubiquitin protein ligase activity.